AUGGGGUUUGGAAUUGUUGCGGUCGCGUAUAUUUUUGCCCUCUUACUUACCGUGGCCCUGAUAUUUCUGGUCAUUUAUCACGUAUAAUUUUUCACCGUUGUUCUCAUAUCCCAAUCUUCCUGCAGAUUAUAGCUUUUGACGAACUUAAGACCGACUAUAAAAAUCCGAUAGACCAGUGUCGAAGUCUCAACCCGGUAACCCUUUAUACCUGACUAAUUCUGGCAGCUCGUGCUUCCAGAGUAUGGCAUACACGCCUUUAUUACUCUCUUCUUUUUGUUGACGUGGCAAGUGGUCGCACUGUUCAUCAAUAUACCUCUUCUGAUAUACAAUAUACAACGGUUUGGUUUCCUCUGAGAAUGUCAAAUAUUCAUCCGAUUCAGUUAUGCAAAUCGCCCUGUUAUGUCUGGUUUUGGAUUGUAUCACCCAACGACUGUACUCACGAGUGGCGAACUUAACAGAGCAAUGAAGGAGGGUUGGGUGAAGUUGGCCUUCUUCAUAUUGACGUUCUUCUACUACUUAUAUGGGCAAGUCACCUCACUAUUACUAUUUUAUUGCUAUUCUUUUAGCAUGAUUGCAACACUCGUCUCCGCCUAA
Molecule: messenger RNA, 594 nt
Organism: Spirometra erinaceieuropaei
Lineage: Eukaryota; Metazoa; Platyhelminthes; Cestoda; Diphyllobothriidea; Diphyllobothriidae
Source: the annotation of a GenBank genome assembly